GACCCUUUCGUAUAUAUUGGGACAAUCAGUGAUUGUGACGCGUAUCCCUAUCUUUCCUAGUUAUUGCUGUCCUGUUCACCUGAACAACGCACAAGCGAAUAUCUAUUGAAAUCCAUUCUAACAGAUCCUGUUCUGCCUUUGAACUUAAUGCUUUACUUAGACCAGCGAAGCUGCAGGGUUGGGGUCCCGAGAUACUCGAAGGGUAAAUCGUACCGGUCCUUACAUUGACGAGCCGAAUAUUGAGAUGCAAUGGGCUGAACAUUGUUUCCGUGAUGCAGAAGCUUAUUUUCGCUUACUUUGUUCAGUCUCUGAUCCUUCACAAUUAAGACUGACUGCCAUAGAUGAAUUCAUAUUCGAAAAAUUUAUGGGAGAGUUUAGUGAUAUACAAUUAGAUGUUAUUUCUGAAGAUUCUUUGAAAUCGGAGCAAUCAAAAGCAAAAUGGCGAAUAUUUUGCAAUGAAUUUGAAAGGAAAGUUGAAGAUUUCAACUUCGGUACUUUAUUGAGACUUGAUGCCUCAAAAGGAUACUGUCCAGAAAACACUUGCAUCGUUCCUAGAAUACAGUUCCUUGCCUUAGAAAUCGCACGUAAUCGCCUUGGGAUCAAUAACACUGAGAAGCUCAGACAAAUACAGGGAUAAAUCUGUACAUAUCUUGUAUAUUUUUUCUAUAAAACUUUGUAAUCGGCCUUGUUUAAAGACUUUAUUGGGAUUUUAAGGAUGACAAAACGAGGCUCACUACAUGUAUGAAUACUUCUUAAUAAAUUUACAAACAACUAUGCUACUGAUCACCAUACUUUGUUAAUCAACCUCAUAAAUAAUUAUUCCCACAUUACUUUAUUCAUCGAAUAAGCUUUUCUACAUUACAACUACUUAAUAGGUAAAUUAUUGAUUUAGAUAAUUUAUCACUCCUUUGUUCCAGAC
Molecule: messenger RNA, 919 nt
Organism: Schistosoma spindalis
Lineage: Eukaryota; Metazoa; Platyhelminthes; Trematoda; Strigeidida; Schistosomatidae
Source: the annotation of a GenBank genome assembly